GUUUGUUUAUUAUUUUUGGAUUUGGAUUCCCGGAUCCUUCUGGUCCACCUGGUCCACCUCCUCCAGUCCUUCGAGAUGCGCUCGUGCCCGCUGGCAUUUGCCGUGCUUCUUGGCAUUUUUCACUUGAUCCAGGCCUGCAAUCACUGGGUUCUACGCGAGGAGCAGAUCGUGCCCAAACUGGACUCCCCAUUCCACAUGCGGGAGCCUCAAAAUCUGGCGGCAUUUCUCGAGCAGAUCAGGUACAGUGAGUAUGUGGAGCGGUCCUAUCUGGAUCUCCUGCGCAAGCGGGAACAGAUUGUGGAGCAUCUACGAUUCUCGAUGCGUUUCGGUGAGGAUCUGGCGGAGCAGGCCAAGUGCGCCAUGGACUACUACAUGCUGGAGAAACGAAUGUCUUACUUGAAGAUCACGCCAGAGCAGCUGAAAAGGAUUAAUCUCCCGGACCAGAUGCAAUUGCACAUCCAGAAGAGCGCAUCCUCCAUGGGAAUGGAGCCGGUUUGCAGCGAUUACCACCGAUUGAGCGUGGGUCCAGCCACCUACGAUCAUCUGGAGAGUUUCAGGCCCGAGGUCCUGGCCGCUGCCUUUCUGGAGCGUGACACCAAUGUGGGCAUGGCCACUGUGGAAUUGACCCGCCGAUAUGCGGUGGAGGGACUGCAGCACCAUCCAGCCUCCUGGAAGUUCCACACCCUGAGCUCUUACUACUGGCGGAUGCGAGGAAAUGCCCGGGAGGCCCUGCCCUGUGCCAGAUUGGCUGCCUUGCUGGCUCCGCCGAUAUUCAAGGAUAUACCCCUGCUGAGUCUGGGGACCAUACUCUUUCGAAUGGGCAGACUGGCCGAUGCCGAUUUGAUACUAACCGCCGCUGUGGAACAUGCCCCAAAUGUGGCCGAGAAUCAUGUGGUUCUGGCCUCUGCUCUGGCCAUGAAACACGACUUCAAUCGAUCCCUGCAGCACUUCGAUGAGGCCGAGCGAUUGGAUCCCAGCACAUUGCCGAGAACGCAGCAGGUGCGAAACUUCAUCAGUUGCCUGGAGAACCUCACCAAGAAAACCUCCAAGAUGUAUAGCUAUGUGAAGUACAUGAAGAACGAAGUGAAGGAGUUCAAGAAGCUGAAGCAUCACAUUUCCCAGAAUCACGAGAGAUUGAUCCAGCAGCAACUGCCACUGGGAGCGAGGCGUCUGCUUGGCCUGGAUGCCCAAACCAACAACGAUGAUCUCCAUCGAAGGGGUCAAUACUGCAGCACGAGGACGCCGAAUGGUUCCGAUGAACCGGUGCUAUUCUGCGACUUCUAUUCGGACAUGCAAAUGCGACUGGAGAGCAAGGAUGUGGACAUCGAUGUGCUUGAACGGGAUCUGAAAGCCAAUACGGAUGCGGUCAUUCGCCAGGUGUCCACCGAAAUCCGGAAACAGUUCAAUUUGGAGCAGCUUAAGGCGGCCAAGGCCCAAAUGCCAGCAAAGGCCACCAAGGCUACAUAGUAAUAGUAUAAUGGCAACCACAUGGACUGGCACAUUCCCUUCACAAAACAACCAAAUAUUUUGGGUCACAAAAUAGCUUUUACGAUUAAUCUGUUCUUAAAUAGUAUUUAGUAUUUAGGUAUGUGUGCGAGAGACGUGUGC
Molecule: messenger RNA, 1608 nt
Organism: Drosophila teissieri
Lineage: Eukaryota; Metazoa; Arthropoda; Insecta; Diptera; Drosophilidae
Product: tetratricopeptide repeat protein 17
Exons: 1
Coding region: 76-1467 (463 amino acids)
Biological process (GO): actin filament polymerization
Cellular component (GO): cytoplasm; actin cytoskeleton
Molecular function (GO): protein binding
Source: RefSeq, a predicted model, not a curated record